Panicum hallii is the source of this 3552-nucleotide messenger RNA. RefSeq lists its product as uncharacterized. The annotation marks the transcript as partial. The record is from RefSeq and is a predicted model, not a curated record. NCBI's taxonomy places the organism in Eukaryota, Viridiplantae, Streptophyta, Magnoliopsida, Poales, Poaceae. The transcript is spliced from 6 exons. Gene Ontology annotation, molecular function: nucleic acid binding; zinc ion binding. Gene Ontology annotation, biological process: DNA integration.
AUGGCAGGAAAUGAAGAUUCCCCUUCUCACACUGUGUCUGCACAAGAAAUUCAGGAAGUGCGUGCACAAAUGCAACAAUUGAUGCAAGGGAUGCAAGUGCUUCAACGAUCACUACAGCAGCAACAUGGGGAGCAUCCACCUCAUGAUGAUGAACACAUUGAGGAUGAUGAUCAACAUGCCGGUGGCGGUGGUGGUGGUCGUGGCCGAGGAUUCGCUGCUGGUUUUGAUAACUUUGCAGGUGGCCGUGGCCGAGGAUUUGCUGCUGGUUUUGGUCGUGCACGACGUGUUCCCGUUGGGCAUCCUCCUGAUCUUGAUGCUGAAACAUUUUCAAAUUAUAGUGCUGAACAUGGAGGUGAUCCUUAUGGUCGCCGUGGUGCAUAUGAUGAUCAUGGUGGUGAUAACUUUGGCCGUUUUGGAGCCCGUGGUCGUUAUGGUGAUCACCGUCGACGUCAUCAUGAACGACGUCACAAUGAUGAUGGUUUGGGCAAGGUUAAAGUGUCCAUUCCUCCAUUCAGCGGCAAGGAGAAUGCUGAUGAUUACUUUGAAUGGGAAACCAAAGUGGAGCAACUAUUUGAUUUGUAUGAAUACCCUGCUGAAAAGAAGGCAAAGCUUGCAGCCAUUGAGUUUAAAGGUUAUGCCAUAACUUGGUGGAAUCAGGUCCGUACUGAAUAUCAAAGAGUUGGGCAUGAUCGUAUAACUUGGGAAGACAUGAAGAGGGAAAUGAGACGUCGUUUUGUUCCUGCAUAUUAUUCUCGUGAUCUACAUUUGAAACUGAAACGUCUUGUGCAAGGUACUCGCAGUGUUGAUGAAUAUUUUCAGGAAUUGGAAAUGUGCUUACUUCGUACAGGGAUAACUGAGGAUGAGGAAUCAACAAUGGCUCGGUUUCUGGUUGGCCUCAAUAAACCCAUUGCUGAUAAAGUGGAUAUGACAAAUUACACUUGUCUCACUGAGUUGGUUCAUUUUGCAAAGAGGGCUGAACGACAAGUUGCUACGUCUUACAAAUACAAUGCUUCAUGGCGUCAUUCCCAACAGCAAGGAGAUGUCACUCCUCAAUUCCAACAGCAAGAAGCUGCAACGCCCAAAUCCUCAUCUCGUGGAACAAAUAGAUCCAUUCCACCUUCUUCCAAACAAUUGGAUACGAAAGGUAAAGCUGUGAGUUCAAAUCAGCCCACUUCUUCUACUGCAGCCACCCAACGCAAGACAAGCAAGAUUGAGUGUUUUAAGUGUGGUGGUCAUGGGCAUAAACAAGCUGAAUGUCCCAAUCGUCGUACUAUUAUUGCCCUUGCUGAUGGUUCUUAUGAUUCACAAAGUGAAGAGGAGGAUGAGCUUACCAAUCCUUCUACAAUGAAUACACCAUCUCCUUCUUUGGUGGUUAGGAGAGUUCUUUCCACUCAGUUUGUUGCUGCUGAACAAGGACAACGCCAUAAUUUAUUUCAGUCCCGAUGCAAAGUACAAGGCCAAGUGUGCCGUUUCAUCAUAGAUGGUGGGAGCUGCAAUAAUAUUGUUAGUGCUUUGCUUGUUGAGAAGCUUGGUUUGCAGCCACGUCGCCAUCCACAUCCGUACCAUAUGCAAUGGCUGAAUAAUUCCGGGACAGUUAAGGUUUCAGCCAUGAUUCGUUUGUCAUUUUCCAUUGGUGAUUAUCAUGGAGAGGUGGAUUGUGAUAUUGUCCCCAUGCAAGCAUGCCAUUUGCUGCUUGGUCGGCCCUGGCAAUUUGAUGACUUCGAAGAUGUUUUUCCUGAUGAGAUACCAGCUGGACUUCCUCCACUCCGUGGAAUUGAGCAUCAAAUUGAUUUGGUACCAGGUGCUUCGCUUCCAAAUCGUCCAGCCUACCGCACCAAUCCUGAAGAAACAAAGGAAAUUCAGCGACAGGUAAAAGAGCUUUUGGACAAAGGGUAUGUUCGUGAAUCCUUAUCACCAUGUGCAGUUCCCGUUCUUUUAGUCCCAAAGAAAGAUGGCUCUUGGCGUAUGUACCGUGUUGUUUUCCUUGGCUUUGUUGUUUCCGCAGAUGGUAUUCAGGUUGAUGAAGAGAAGGUUAAAGCAAUAAAGGAUUGGCCUACACCGGUAAAUGUGAGCCAAGUUCGAAGCUUUCAUGGUCUUGCAGGUUUUUACAGGCAUUUUGUUAAAGAUUUCAGCAUGAUCGCUGCACCCCUCAAUAAUUUGACAAAGAAGGAUGUUCCAUUCAAGUGGGGAGAUGAACAAGACCAAGCCUUCAAUGAGCUAAAAACAAAGCUUUGUGAAGCACCGCUGCUACAACUUCCUGAUUUUGGUAAGACAUUUGAGAUCGAAUGUGAUGCAAGUGGUAUUGGCAUAGGAGGUGUACUGCUGCAAGAAGGUAAACCUGUUGCCUACUUUUCUGAAAAGUUAAAUGGUCCACAUCUGAAUUACUCGGUUUAUGACAAAGAGCUUUAUGCCUUAGUUCGUGUUUUGGAAGUUUGGCAACAUUACUUGUUACCUAAAGAAUUUGUAAUCCAUUCUGAUCAUGAAGCUUUGAAAUAUCUUAAAAGUCAAGGCAAGCUGAACCGUCGACAUGCUAAAUGGAUUGAGUUCAUUGAAACGUUUCCCUAUGUUGUCAAACAUAAGCGUGGUAAAGAUAACAUUGUUGCCGAUGCCUUGUCUAGAAGAUGUUGGGAUAAAUAUUAUGUGCAUGAUGGCUUCUUGUUUCGGACUAACAAAAUAUGCAUUCCAGCUUGUUCGAUUCGUCAAGUUCUUUUGCAAGAAGCACAUGCAGGUGGACUAGCUGGUCAUUUUGGUGUCAAAAAGACAUUGGACAUGCUCUCUGAUCAUUUCUUUUGGCCACAUAUGCGACGUGAUGUCCAGCGGCAUGUUGGGUGCUGCAUCGUUUGCUUGAAAGCUAAGUCCCGCCUCCAUCCCCAUGGCUUAUAUACUCCAUUACCUAUUCCACAUGUACCUUGGGAAGAUAUAUCUAUGGACUUUGUUCUGGGGUUACCUCGGUCUCAGAGGGGGAGGGAUUCUAUUUUUGUUGUUGUAGAUCGCUUUUCUAAAAUGGCACAUUUUAUCCCAUGUCAUAAGAGCGAUGAUGCUUCACACGUUGCUGAUUUAUUUUUCAGGGAGAUCGUUCGUUUACAUGGAGUUCCAAAGACUAUUGUUUCAGACCGGGAUACAAAAUUUCUCAGCUACUUUUGGAAGACAUUGUGGGCUAAGCUUGGCACCAAGUUGUUAUUUUCAACCACUUGUCAUCCACAAACGGAUGGGCAAACUGAAGUUGUCAACCGUACCUUGUCAACCAUGUUGCGUGCUGUGUUGAAAAAGAAUUUGAAGCUCUGGGAAGACUGCCUUCCACAUGUCGAAUUUGCUUAUAACAGGGCAGUCCAUUCUACAACAAACUCUUGUCCAUUUGAAAUUGUUUAUGGGUUUAAACCGCAUACUCCCAUGGAUCUUUUGCCUUUACCAUUACAGGAACAACCAGGAGAUCUUGUAUGGUUGCAUCUACGAAAGGAUCGCUUUCCCCAACAGCGUAAGAGUAAGUUAUCUCCUCGGGGUGAUGGUCCGUUCAAGGUUCUCCAAAAGAUAAAUGAUAAUGCUUACAAAAUU